Procambarus clarkii (red swamp crayfish) is the source of this 1843-nucleotide messenger RNA. The record is from RefSeq and is a predicted model, not a curated record. Lineage: Eukaryota; Metazoa; Arthropoda; Malacostraca; Decapoda; Cambaridae.
GUCAAUCGGCUGGCGUCUUGGGCUGCAGGCGGUGACGGGGGUCAUCUUCCUGACCUUCCUGAUGGGGACCUUCUACCGCUCUGCCUCGCUCUACCACCCUCAGCGUCGGGCCAUCCUACACCUGAAGAACCAGAAGAGGAAGGUCAAGGAGAAGAACCGUCAGGACGACAAGCCGCCUUUCUUCGACGUGGCCACACUCAAGAGCCGCACGGUGCAGAUCCUCCUCGUCUCCAUCGGCCUCUCCUCCUUCGGCAUCACCACGCCCAUAAUAUACCUGGCGCAUCAGGCUCAGGAGGAGGGCCUAGGAGACGUGUCCGUGCUGCUGCUGCAGACGUACCUGGGGCUGGGCUGGGUGAUCGGCUGCUGCGCCUUCGGCUUCGUGGUGCUGCAGAAGAACACGGAGUGUCGAGUGGGCCGUCAGUACCUCUGCCAGGCCUCCAUGUUCCUGUGUGGGGUCUCCACCCUCGCCUUUACCGCCGUCGAAGCAGGUUAUCAUGGGUAUGUCCUCUUCGCCUGGCUCUAUGGCAUCUUCUGCGGGGGAUUCCACUACUCCCUCAAAAUGUACACGUAUGAGAAGGUCAGGGCCCGCAACUUUGCCCGGACCUGGGGAUUUGUGCAGUGUUCCCAGGCUAUACCUACAGCCAUUGGCGUCCCAAUAACAGGCUACAUCAACAUUGGCUAUGGAGACAAGGCAGGCUACUACUUCUCCUCAACAUUUGUCAUCUUCGGUUCUAUGACCAUCUUCCUCAUUGACAUACAUCGAAGGAAUGCUGCUAAGCACAAGCACACACACAAAUCUGGAGCUAACCACACUUGUGUGAAGGAGACAUGCCCAGAGAGCCGCCGAAGAGACUCUUUGGCCCACCUAACUCGUGAAACAUAUAAAGCGCACACUCCAUCCCUCGCACUUCUACAGCAGCGAUCCUUUGCAUUUGAUAUUCCAGAACAAAGGAAUAAACCUGAACUUACCUGUAUUUCUGAGGAGGGCAUAGCUGAUAUGGAUAUUCCUGACCAUCUUCUGGAGGAACUGGAGUACCUCGGAGAUUGCAUUACCUCAUGUGACAAAGUCGAAAAUUAUCUUAUGAUGAGUGAAUAUGAGAAUAAUCUAGUGAAAACAAAUGAAAUGCCCUAUUUAGUGGAAAGACGAGGGAGGAAGCGUUUAAUGUCCUUAACCAGGCAAAAUUCUUCACUUAACUGUAAGGACUCUCCAGGAAAAUUAGAGAAACCUCCAGAUAAAGGUGCCUCUUCAUCCAGUCAUGAGCCUUCAAAUGUAAGCAACCCAAAAGUGAAUAUAAAAUCCGGCAACCACCGCAGUAUUACAGUGAUUGAGGAAGCAUCAGUAUGAGGGUGGACUGGUAAUAUUACCUCACAGGAAGCACAUUGCCAUCUUGGCACUUCGACUUGUGAUUUCUUUUCACCGUUGGCAUUUAUUAUUGUAAGCUAUUGCUUACCAUGUAGUAUGGUGAAAAUGUGUUGAAAAUGCAAAGCUAUUUGUAACAGACAGCAUUUUUUGCAUAAAACUAUUGUCUUCCUAAAAAAAGCAAAUUGAAUUUUGUAACUGAUUUUGACAUAGAUAAAAUAAGAUAUCUGUACUGUUGAAUAUAAUGCUUGAAUAUAAAUUUCAACUAUAUCAACAACAUUCAGUGCAACAACCAUACAAUAAAUACACUUAUUAUGCAAGUGUGUUAUUUACUUAUGAAAAAUGUUUAGCUCAUUAGAAAAAUCCAAAUUUUUCCCUGAAGUACCAUAUAAACAAAGUUGUUUCUGGGUGCCAAUUUUUUUUUAUAUUGUUACAAAAAACUUGUAUUCUAGUUUUGAAGAAGUUAAGAACUACUUCCCAAAA